AUGCCCAAGGAACCUGACAAUAACAAUGAUCACAAAAGCCUCAAGACAGAGACAGAUUCUCUAUCUGGAAACCAAGGUGGAGUAGCUUCUUCAACAGUAGCUGAACUUCAUUAUGAGAUUGUUCCAAGCUAUGAAUCUGCAAUUUCGACAAGACCAACUGCUGAGGUGCUUGCAGAGCUGAUGGAGAUGUCGCUUGGUGGACAACCUCGGCCAGGAGGCACCACUGCUCAGGGCAACCAGGGUCACGUUAACCCUGAGGCCAAAAGAUGCUCACCCGACUAUUCGAAGGCCUUCGACUGGUACCGCAAGGCAGCCGAGCAAGGAAAUGCUGCAGCUCAACGCAAUAUGGGCUGUAUGUAUUACCAUGGCGUAGGAGCACGGCAGAGCUAUCCGGAUGCUAUAUUCUGGUUUACCAAGGCAGCCGACCAAGGAAACGCUGAUGCUCAGAGCAUUCUAGGCUACAUGUACUAUCAUAAGAAAGGAUUUGUAUGGAGAACCUCUUAUAGAGGCUGCUGGGAGCUCGUAGUAAAAAGUCAAUUUAUGACAAUUGGAAGCCCUCCUGAUGAAGAAAAGACGAUAGAGCGCUACCAGGAUGCCCACGAAUGGUAUCUCAAAGCAGCCGCCCAGGGAAACACCUUCGCUCAGAAUAACAUAGGCUACAUGUACUCUCAUGGUAAAGGGACCUCACAAAAUUAUUUGAAAGCUAUCGAAUGGUACCUUAAGGCAGCCAACAAAGGAGAUACUACCGCUCAGAGCAACUUAGGUUUCAUGUAUCUUGAGGGCAAAGGGGUUUCAAGAGAUUACUUGAAAGCCAUCGAGUGGUUUCUCAAGGCAGCCAACCAAGGAAAUGCUGGUGCUCAGACUAACUUAGGCUAUAUGCACGAACAUGGUAAAGGGACUUCACGGGACUAUUCAAGAGCUAUUGAGUGGUAUCUCAAGGCAGCCAACCAAGGGAAUGCCGUUGCUCAGACUAAUCUAGGCAGCAUGUACUAUCAUGGCAAAGGAGUUUCGCAGAACUAUUCGAAAGCUUUUGAUUGGUACCUUAAAGCGGCUAACCAAGGGUAUUCUGAUGCUCAGCUAGCAGUUGGCUCUAUGUACCAAUAUGGGCAGGGUAUCCCCGAAGAGCAUGAAAAAGCAAAGCAAUGA
Molecule: messenger RNA, 1146 nt
Organism: Lobosporangium transversale
Lineage: Eukaryota; Fungi; Mortierellomycota; Mortierellomycetes; Mortierellales; Mortierellaceae
Exons: 2
Coding region: 1-1146 (381 amino acids)
Molecular function (GO): protein binding
Source: RefSeq, a predicted model, not a curated record